Phycomyces blakesleeanus NRRL 1555(-) is the source of this 4590-nucleotide messenger RNA. RefSeq lists its product as hypothetical. Gene Ontology annotation, cellular component: fungal-type vacuole; fungal-type vacuole membrane. The record is from RefSeq and is a predicted model, not a curated record. The coding region runs from base 1 to 4590 and encodes 1529 amino acids. Gene Ontology annotation, molecular function: ATP binding; ABC-type peptide transporter activity; ATP hydrolysis activity. NCBI's taxonomy places the organism in Eukaryota, Fungi, Mucoromycota, Mucoromycetes, Mucorales, Phycomycetaceae. The transcript has 15 exons. Gene Ontology annotation, biological process: transmembrane transport.
AUGCACAUGAACUCAGGGUUGGAAAAAAGGGGGGAGGACACAAAACGCGCCCUGGCUUCCCCUCCGGAACCACCUCGUUGUUUUCAGUACCAAGAGGUUCAAUUACAGCCUGAGGAUGGAAUUGGUCAUGAAGGUUUACUCUACAAAGAUCAAAAACGCAAUUUGUCAGUGCCUUUUUCCGACAAUUCUCGCAUCCCUCGUAUCACUUUUGGCACUCUUGGCUUAGUAAUCGUGACUGGGCAAAGUCUCUAUGGUGUCCUUUCUAACUUUCCACAAAGUCCCUCAGACGAGGAUGUUGGAAACGUCAUAUCUACCAUAGCUGUGUUUUCCUCUUGGCUUUAUGCUUUUGUGCUUUGCCUUUUCUCUCAAAACCAUCAAUUUCCAAAUAACUGGGGAUGGACGCUCAAUGUCCAUCUCUUUAUCUUAUACCUGGUUACUUUUAGUCUGUCUGUCUAUUCUCUGGUCAUUUCCAUUUGGAAUUUUCCGGGUCAAUCAUUCUACCAAGGGGUUCCUCUCCUGCUUUGUGCUCUGAUCUCUACGGAUCUUGUAUAUGUCACUGGCAUGGCCGAAUAUGGUCCGCCAUUCAUUGAUGAAACAAAUAGAGAAGUAACAAGCUCUCAAGUUUGCUCAAUUGCAAGCAGCCUUAUAUUCAAUUGGAGCUAUUCUGUAAUCCGUACUGCUUAUAAGAAAAAUAGCUUGUCUGAAAAAGAUCUUCCAGUUUUGGAGGCUUCUGACAGAGGCCGAAAUCUUAUGACAAUCUUUGGUCUCCAUCCUGAAAAAAAAUUGGUACACAGAAUCGCAGUAGCCAAUUCUGGAUCGCUACUAGUUCAGGGACUUGCUGCUUUUGUUUCUGCCUUUCUGUUUUAUAUACCUGCCUACUUUGUCAACAGGAUCUUGCUUUUGGUCCAAGAUAUCUCAGAUGGAGAAGUCGAUGAUACAACUAUGGGCAAAACUUUCUCCAGUGUUUUUUACCUCGCAUUGAGCAUUGUUAUUCUGGGUAUAAUAACAUCGCAACUAUGGUAUUGGGUGAGAAUCAAGGGCAUGUUAGACAUCGAGAUAUACAAAAAGACUCUCUCAAGAAUGGAUUCUGCAUCAACCGUUGAGAAAGACGGUACUGAGGAUAAAGCAGUAGGAACCGGCGGGAACCCCAAAGAAGAGCCUGGCUCAACUGCUUUAACCGGUUCUAUAAUCAACUUAAUGAGCUCAGACUCGGCGCGAAUUGCUAAAGUGUCUAACAUUUGGUUUACUUUAUUCACUAUACCACUUGAAUUCGGGACCGGUAUAUUGUUUGCCUACCAGCUUAUGGGUGCAUCAUGCUUCCUUGGCCUUAUGGUUUUGGUUAUAGCAUUACCAAUCAACCAUUACAAUGCCAAGAUGUAUAAUCGAGCCCAAAGAAACUUGAUGCUUGUUCGCGACAAGCGUAUAGCAAUGUUAAAUGAAGUUUUCCAAGGCAUCCGACAAAUCAAGUUUCAAGCAUGGGAAACAAACUGGGAGAAACGAAUCAUGAAAACAAAAAAUUUUGAGAUUGGUUAUUUGAAGCUUAUAUAUCUCAGUAAUGUAUUGUUCAACUUUGUAUGGAAAGGAUCUCCUUUGUUGGUGACAUUGGUAUCUUUUUGGUCAUUUACUAGCCUCCAGGGAAAUCCUUUGACUGCCGCAACAGCUUUUACAUCUAUUGCAGUAUUUAACGAGCUCAGAUACGCUCUCAAUGCUUUACCAGAACUUUUUAUUCAGCUAGGGCAAAUUUCGGUUAGUAUCAAGCGAAUCGAAGAAUAUCUCAAUGAAGAAGAGAUCACACAGCCUCCUUUAAACUCAAUUGUUCCUCGAGUAUAUCAGAAGGAUUUGAGCAGACCAACACAUUGUCUCAAGGCUUUGUUCUCAAGGAUAUUAAUAUCGAGUUCCCGCAAAAAUGCCCUAACUUUAAUAUCUGGUGCUACUGGAGCAGGAAAAUCCCUGAUGCUUCUUGGUCUUCUUGGUGAAGCCACUCUGACCAAAGGAAAAGUGAACUCUCCGAUAUCUUCUAUAUUGAGGAAUAUACAAAAUGAAAGUUCUGGGCAGUCAUUUUCUCCCGAAAACUGGAUCCUCGAAAGCUCUGUUGCUUAUGCGGCUCAGACACCCUGGCUCCAAAACGCUUCUAUCCAUGACAAUAUUUUAUUCGGCCUCCCUUUCUCGGAGAAGCGUUACAAUGAUACGGUAAAAGCAUGUGCUCUUGUUAAAGAUUUGUUAUAUCUGGAAGAUGGCGAUAUGACCGAGAUUGGCGAAAAGGGUAUUACACUUUCAGGAGGUCAAAAGGCUCGCGUUGCUUUGGCAAGAGCUGUCUACUCUCGGGCCAAAAGUGUCUAUAUGGAUGAUGUAUUGAGUGCUGUUGAUGCUCAUACAGCCAAACACUUGUAUGAGAAUUGCUUGAUUGGCCCACUUAUGAAGAAUCGCACAAGGAUUUUGGUUACUCACCACAUAAACCUCUGUUUAAACGGAAGUGCUUAUUUGGUUCAUAUUGAUAAUGGCCGAGCCGAUGUGUUUGAAUCCCCUGAAGAGCUAAGACGCUCUGGAGAUCUUUACAAUAUCAUUAAGAGUGAAGAGCAAGAGAAAAAUAUUCAAGACGAUGAAGAACAGACAGUCGAGGAGAUUGUAUCGCCAGAUAGUUCUGUAGCCUCUCCAUCGAAUGAAAAUGACACUUCAAAGACCAUAAAUAAUCCACCAAGAGUCUUGGUUGAGCAAGAAACUCGUGCUGUUGGUCAUGUAAAAAUACGCCACUACAUUAAAUAUCUUAAAAUGGUUGGCAGCUCCUGGUUUUGGAUUGUAUAUGCUUCUAUUGUCCUAGGAUGCCGAGCCCUUGAAGUUUAUGCUGUGUGGUGGGUAAAGCUUUGGUCUCAAGCUUAUGCCAAAGAGAAACAUCCCGAGCCUACUCUUAUGAUGGUCAGUCCAAGUAAUACUCUGAUUCCCGAGUUUGAGUUAUUGCCAGAAAAGCCGUCUGACGAUAAUGUUGAUAUGUAUUUGAGUACAUAUAUGAUCUUAACGGCUGUUACUGUUAUAUGCAUUACUAUACGUUAUGGAUUCCUCUACUUGGGAACUAUGCAGGCUAGCAAGAGUCUAUAUGCCGAACUACUCCACUGCGUUUUCAGAACUCCUUUGCGUUUCUUUGAUACUACACCUGUGGGCCGUAUUCUCAACCGUUCUUCAAAGGAUUUCGAAACUUUAGACUCGGAGCUUCCCAUUGAUCUUGCAAACUUUACCAUUCAAGCAACUUUUGUUAUUUCUACCUUGCUCGUUGUUUCUCUCGCUCUACCGUGGUUUUCUAUUCCUAUGCUGAUAACUAGUGCCGUUACCUGUUUUAUUGGGAGUCGAUAUAUGCCCGCUACUAGGGAAUUGAGGCGCAUGGUCUCAGUGGAAAGAUCUCCCCUUUUUACCCAUUUUACAGAGACUAUUGUAGGUGUAACUACAAUUCGAGCAUUUGGGGCUACUAGACAAUUUAUGAGCGAGAUGUUGAUCCGCGUGGAUAACUGCCUGAGGCCUACCUUCCACAGAGUUGCAGCUAGCCGUUGGUUAAGCGUUCGCUUUUAUAUAACUGGUGCUGUCAUUAAUCUUUUCACGGCCAUUACUAUCCUUCUAAGCAUGAAGUAUAUCGAUGCAUCCACAGCUGGAUUCUGUCUUGCCAUGGUACUUGAAUACGCAGAUCAGAUGUAUAUCUUGGUUCUUAGAUACACUUCAGUCGAGUUAAGCAUGAACUCUGUGGAACGUAUAAUCGAAUUCAUAGAAAUUGAUCAAGAAGCGCCUGCAAUUACAGACAUCAGACCACCAAUAGAGUGGCCAAGCAAAGGAGAAAUUCAGGUGGACAAUCUUGAGAUUCGUUAUGCUCCUGAACUAGAGGCAGUAAUUAAGGACAUUAGCUUUUCCAUAAAGCCAAAAGAGAAAAUUGGCUUGUCAACACUUGCACAGUCGUUUUUCAGAUUUGUAGAGGCAUCCAAAGGUCGUAUUGUUAUCGACGGGAUCGAUAUAAAGAGUAUCGGGACAGAAGAUCUGAGAAAUCCUACCUUGUUCUUUGGAACCAUUCGAUCAAAUCUUGAUCUUUUUAAGCAGUUUGAUGAUCAGGCCAUUCUCACUGCUCUCAAAAGAGUUCACUUGCUUCCUCCCGAAGAAGAUCUUGAAGAAAAUGCUUUUUCUGAGACUGCAAGUAACAAUGUCAAUGUAUUCUGGAAUCUUUCGACACCUGUGAGUGAAGGUGGAAAGAACUUCUCUCAAGGUCAACGUCAGCUUUUGUGUCUUGCUCGUGCUUUACUCAAACGUACCAAGAUUGUAUUCAUGGACGAGGCCACAGCUAGUGUUGAUUUUAAUACAGACAAGGCAAUCCAAAAGGCAAUUUCAACAAAUUUUGCUGAUUGCACUAUUGUUUGUAUUGCUCAUCGUCUUCACACUGUAAUUGAGUAUGACCGUAUCCUUGUUUUGGAUCAAGGAAAUGUAAUCGAAUUUGCCAGCCCUUUAGACCUGAUUAGUAAUCCAAAUUCCAUGUUUUACAAAAUGUGCCAUGACUCUGGCGAAUUUGAUGGUCUCGUUUCUCUGGUUAAAACCAAGGCCCAGCUUGUGGGGAUUUCUUAA